GCGGUUCUGCGCACGCUCGGGGGCCAUAUUAGCAGCGGAUUCUCGGACGGCGCUGGUGGCUUCUCUCCCGCGGAGUAAAGUGCUCCGCGUACAUCUCGACUUUUCAGGGUCUUCUCUCUGGAAUUAUAUAAAGUGCAGAAAACAUGUCUCGAAGAUAUGACUCCAGGACCACUAUAUUUUCCCCAGAAGGUCGCCUAUACCAAGUUGAAUAUGCCAUGGAAGCUAUUGGACAUGCAGGCACCUGUUUGGGAAUUUUAGCAAACGAUGGGGUUUUGCUUGCAGCAGAGAGACGUAACAUCCACAAGCUCCUCGAUGAAGUCUUUUUUUCCGAAAAAAUUUAUAAACUCAAUGAGGACAUGGCCUGCAGUGUGGCAGGCAUAACUUCGGAUGCUAACGUUCUGACUAAUGAACUGAGGCUCAUUGCUCAAAGGUAUUUAUUACAGUAUCAGGAGCCAAUUCCUUGUGAGCAGUUGGUUACAGCAUUGUGUGAUAUCAAGCAAGCUUAUACACAGUUUGGAGGUAAACGUCCCUUUGGUGUUUCAUUGCUGUAUAUUGGCUGGGAUAAGCACUAUGGCUUUCAGCUCUACCAGAGUGACCCUAGUGGAAAUUAUGGGGGAUGGAAAGCCACAUGCAUUGGAAAUAAUAGUGCUGCAGCUGUGUCAAUGUUGAAACAAGACUACAAAGAAGGAGAGAUGACUUUGAAGUCAGCACUUGCUUUAGCUAUUAAGGUGCUAAAUAAGACCAUGGAUGUUAGUAAACUGUCUGCUGAAAAAGUGGAAAUUGCGACUCUGACAAGGGAGAAUGGAAAGACGGUAAUCAGAGUUCUCAAACAAAAAGAAGUGGAACAGUUGAUCAAAAAGCAUGAGGAAGAAGAAGCUAAGGCUGAGCGUGAGAAGAAGGAGAAAGAACAGAAAGAAAAGGAUAAAUAGGAGCCAAAAUCAGGGAUUUGAUAACUCACUCGGGCACCAUUUCAGUGUGAAAGCUGUCCUACACUUCCGUGCUGAGAAGGCUUUGACUUUUUUUUAAUUUGUACAGCGGAAAACUGAAUUGGGCCCUUGUCAUUUCUGUCCAGUUGAAUACUUCGUUGUAAUGAUGAUGAUUACUCUUCAUGGACAUCUUAAUCUCCCACACACGCAUCCCCUUUUUUUGGAAUAAAACCUGGAAAGGAUGGAAAUGGUGAAGGAAAAA
Molecule: messenger RNA, 1188 nt
Organism: Carlito syrichta (Philippine tarsier)
Lineage: Eukaryota; Metazoa; Chordata; Mammalia; Primates; Tarsiidae
Gene: PSMA4
Product: proteasome subunit alpha 4
Exons: 9
Coding region: 144-929 (261 amino acids)
Biological process (GO): ubiquitin-dependent protein catabolic process
Cellular component (GO): nucleus; proteasome core complex, alpha-subunit complex; cytosol
Source: RefSeq, a predicted model, not a curated record